Molecule: messenger RNA, 2154 nt
Organism: Chaetomium strumarium
Lineage: Eukaryota; Fungi; Ascomycota; Sordariomycetes; Sordariales; Chaetomiaceae
Product: aspartic peptidase domain-containing protein
Exons: 1
Coding region: 329-1876 (515 amino acids)
Biological process (GO): proteolysis
Molecular function (GO): aspartic-type endopeptidase activity
Source: RefSeq, a predicted model, not a curated record
CAGCAUGGAAGCGAAGUCUUCACUCCACAGCACCCUGUCCGAAACGGCCUCCGCAGUCCCAGUAGAGCAGCUCGCCGUGCACUGCCAUACCGACUCGGCGCGACAUGCCUUGAACACCUCUCUAAGAGUUGUCCUUUUUGCUCGGUGUCAGCUCACCGCUCGAUCCUAUCGGCCGUCUUGGUUGAAGUUGCCGCCCGGGGACGCUGCAAGCGCUGGCGCAGGGGAGAAGGAGCUGGAGCUGGAGCUGGAGCACUUGGAGAGGCUUCACCAGUCAAGUAGAAGCAGACCUUGGCGUCAUGAUUAGCCUGCGAAUCGCAGCGAGGUGGAAAUGAAACUUCAGUCUGCCGCGCUCCUCAUUGUGGCUUCCGGGGCAGCAUCGCGGAAUGUCGUCCAGUUCAACGUCACCAGGGGCCUUCCGGGCGUCCAUUUGGGCUCCCUGCCCUCUGCAGGCCGGCGCGAUACACACCCGGAGCAGCUUAUAAACGACGUCUCAGGGGGCGGGUACUAUGUGCAGGUGGAGGUUGGGACGCCGGGCCAGAGCAUGACGAUGCUGCUGGACACGGGGAGCAGCGACGCCUGGGUGCUCGGCCACGACGCCGAUCUCUGCACGGAACCGGACUUGCAGCAUGUCUACGGCAUGACCUGUACAGACACGUACGAUCCGGACAAGAGCUCCACCGACAAGCUCGUCAAGAGCGACGGGUUCAAGAUCACCUAUCUCGACGGCGGCACUGCGGCGGGCGACUACAUAUCCGACGACUUCACCAUUGGCGGCGUCACGGUCAAGUCGUUGCAGAUGGCCUAUGUCACGAAGGCGGCCAGGGGCUCCGGCAUCCUGGGCCUCGGCUUCAGCGCCAGCGAGCGUGCGGCGACCAAGUACCCCAAUCUCAUCGACGAGAUGGCCAACCAGGGCCUGAUCGGCUGCAAGGCCUUCUCUCUCUACCUCAACGACCGCCGCGCAGACUCGGGCACCAUCCUCUUCGGCGGCAUCGACACGGACAAAUUCAUCGGCCCGCUCUCCAUCCUCCCGCUGUACAAACCCGCGGGAGGCAACUACUCCUCCUUCGAGGUGAACUACGCCGGCAUCUCGCUGACCUUUACCAACGGCUCCGACCUGUCCGUCCCGACCAGCGUCCUGGACCACCCGACCUACGCCGUCCUCGACUCGGGCACCACCCUCUCUUACCUCCCCGACGAGAUGACCGCCCCGCUGUACUCCGCCCUCCACACGGUCUACGACGCGGACCUGCGCAUGACGCUGAUCGACUGCGCCUACCUGCAGGCCGAGCCGUCGCUCCGCCUCACCUUCACCUUCUCUCCCUCCCCCUCCACGGCCCGGAUAUCUGUGCCCGUCUGGGAACUGAUCCUCGACAUCCUCCCGGCCGCCUACCCGGCCCCGCCCGAAUUCCCGUCCCAGCGGGCCUGCGUCUUCGGCAUCCAGUCGACCGCCCUCUUCUCCUCCACCGGCACGGUCAAGGGCGGCGAGAAGGGCGUCAACUUCACCCUGCUGGGCGACUCCUUCCUACGCAGCGCCUACGCCGUCUUCGACCUGACGCACUACCAGAUCGGCCUGGCGCAGGCCAACCUGAACAGCAGCACGUCCACCGUUGUCGAGCUGUCGGGCGAGGAGGCCACGGGCCUGCCGAGCGUCACGGGCGUCGUGGCGCAGCAGACCACUUUCACGCCGACUUCUACGGCGACCGUCCAGGCCGGGGAUGAGGAGUCGUCUAGGUCGUCGGGCCGAGGGGGCCGAGGGGGCCGAGGGGAGAAUCUAGCGGGUGGUGGUGGCAGGGUGAUGUUGAGCGAGGCGUUGGCUGUUACCGUGGUGACGUGGGUAUUUGCGGGUUUGGGGGUUGCGCUCACGGCGUUUUGUUAAAAGUUAAGAAAAACCGAAAGCCGGUGUGGGUGCUUUUUUUUGUAUGGCUAGACUAUGAGCCAUAGACAAACACACUACGAGGCCAAAUGGGGUUAAUACUACUACUACUACUACUACUACUACUACUACUACUAGUAGUAGUAGUAGUAGUAGUAGUAGUAGUAGUAGUAGUAGUAGUAGUAGUAGUAGUAGUAGUAGUAGUAGUAGUAGUAGUAGUAGUAGUAGGGGAUUCCCAGUUAGAUACCUGACUUAAAUCUGGGGAUAGCGCGAGGGGAAAG